Lodderomyces margitis is the source of this 474-nucleotide messenger RNA. It is a transcript of the gene PRR2, whose product is annotated as Prr2p. The record is from RefSeq and is a predicted model, not a curated record. Gene Ontology annotation, molecular function: ATP binding; protein serine/threonine kinase activity. NCBI's taxonomy places the organism in Eukaryota, Fungi, Ascomycota, Pichiomycetes, Serinales, Debaryomycetaceae. The transcript has a single exon. Gene Ontology annotation, biological process: protein phosphorylation; intracellular signal transduction. The coding region runs from base 1 to 474 and encodes 157 amino acids.
AUGGAGAAUAUCGUAUUCGACAGUGAAUACAAAUUGUUGAAAAUUAUCGACUUUGCUACCGCCGAUGAAAAGUCAGGUCCUUCAAUUGGCUUGGUUGGAUCGGAAAAGUACGCUGCUCCGGAAACUUAUUCUAGUUUGAAAUAUGACGGAAAGGCACUGGACAUCUGGUCCAUGGGGAUAAUAUUGUACUACUUAUUGCACAGAAAGUUUCCCUGGAAACAAGCCCACCGCAAUGAUUUAGACUAUGCCAGUUACUCCACUGCAACAACCUUGCAAAAUCUAUUGCACUUUAAUGAGGGGUCAGAAAUAACGAGUCAAAUACUCGAGCCAGACGUAGCGAAAAGAGUCACCAUUUUUCAACUAGAAGAGGAUCCUUGGUUUAAUUUGUUGCAGUUCUGUUCCGAGUCUAGUACCUGUGGGUUCACUCAUAGUAUACACCCCGCUGCCCUGAAACCAUCCACUUUGACUCGGUGA